AUGUGCCUUUCUAAUAGGACUAAUCUUAAAUCCCCAGGAUGUUCGAAUUGUAAAAAUGCCAAUUCGAAAAAUUGCUCUAGUUGUUCUUUAAUGGAAGUCGAAAAAAAAAAUGAAAGGAAAAGUUCCUUAUUUUCAUUCCAUACCAAAAAAAUUAUAUUAGUUUGUGGAAUAAUAUAUGUAUCCUUAUGGAAUGUUAACAUAUGCGGAGACCAAUACCAAAAGGCUGCUGAUUUUAAUUUUAGAGAAAGCAGAGUUUUAGCUGAAAGCAAAAAAGCUAGUACAAAAAAAGCAAAGACUACAUUAAGAAAUACUAAGCAGACAACUUUAACUAGCGCCGAUCCAGAAGGACAAGUAUUAAAAGCAUAUGCUGCUGAUCCAGAAUAUGUUAAAAACUUACAAUUCUAUGCUCAAUUAUUAAGUAACACCGAUCCAAAUGAUGAAGUAGAAGGUAGCUACGAUCCAGAAGGACAAAUAUUAAAAGCUUAUGCUGCUGAUCCACAAUAUCGUAAGAACUUAAGAUUCUUUUAUAAUGUAUUAACUCACAACCCUGAAAAUAAUGCAGACGGUAACGCUGAUCCAGAAGCACAAUUAUUGAAAGCUUAUGCUGCUGAUCCAGUAUAUCGUAAACACUUAAGUUGGCUUCAUCAAGUAUUAAGUAACACCGACCCAAAUGAUGAAGUAGAAGGUAGCUACGAUCCAGAAGGUCAAGUAUUGAAAGCUUAUGCUGCUGAUCCACAAUAUCGUAAGAACUUAAGAUUCUUUUAUAAUGUAUUAACUCACAACCCUGAAAAUAAUGCAGACGGUAACGCUGAUCCAGAAGCACAAUUAUUGAAAGCUUAUGCUGCUGAUCCAGUAUAUCGUAAACACUUAAGUUGGCUUCAUCAAGUAUUAAGUAACACUGACCCAAAUGAUGAAGUAGAAGGUAGCUACGAUCCAGAAGGUCAAGUGCUUAAAGCCUAUGCUGCUGAUCCAGAAUAUCGCAAACACUUAAAUUGGCUUCAUCAAGUAUUAAGUAACACUGACCCAAAUGAUGAAAGUUCUUAA
Molecule: messenger RNA, 1044 nt
Organism: Plasmodium adleri (nom. inval.)
Lineage: Eukaryota; Apicomplexa; Aconoidasida; Haemosporida; Plasmodiidae
Product: glycophorin binding protein, putative
Exons: 2
Coding region: 1-1044 (347 amino acids)
Source: RefSeq, a predicted model, not a curated record